AUUAUUUUCAAAAUCUAAAGACACUGUAUAUGUUUGUACUAUUUAACUAUCCAAAAAAGCUGUCAACUUCACAACACACUUAACGAACCCCCAAAAUUUUCUUGAAUAGUACACUUGUGUCUCUCUUGCUUCAAGAUCCUUUUCCUCAAAUUUUCAAGUGAAUUGGAGAUUGUGCAUGGAUCUAAGUGGUAAUUGGAAGAUGUGCUGAACUUUGAAUUUGGGUUAUUAAUUGUUGUGGCUGUUGGUUUUCGAUUGAAAUGGAGCAAGGCUUUGGUUCAGAUUCUGUUCCGCCAACGGGGCCUAUUGAUAAGUCUAAGGUUUUGGAUGUGAAACCUUUGAGAUGUCUUGUCCCUGUAUUUCCAUCCCCAAAUGGAAUGUCAUCUUCUACAACUCCUCAACCCUCACCUUUUGUGUGUGUUCCUCCAAGUGGUCCUUUCCCUCCCGGGGUUUCUCCGUUUUACCCGUUUUUGUCCCCUAAUGAGUCUGGAAGAUCAGCUGAAAAUCAGGAAGGUUUUGGUUUUGGGACGCCUAUAUCUCCCGUUCCUUUGAAUUCAUUCAGAACUCCAACUGCGAACGGAGACACUGGGCCAAGGAGGCCUGGUAGACCUCGUGCUAAUAAUAACUUAGCUGCAGAAGAUGAUGGUCUCAGUGGUUCACAGAGCGACCAAUUCGCUAGUGGCUAUAGUGUGCACACCAAUGAUGUUGAAGACACAGGUACGGGUAAAAAAAGGGGAAGACCAAGAAAGACUAGGUUAAGUCAGCCAGCUAAUAAUGCAGCAGGUAGCCCCCCAGCCGAGGUGGAUAUCGAUCCGCUAUUAAAUCAGCUGCUCGCGUCCUUUAAACUUGUUGAGAUCGAUCAGGUUAAGAAAGCCGAUGGUGACAAGGAGCUAGCUGGGCGGAUACUGUUGGUUUUUGAUUUGUUUCGCAGAAGGUUGACUCAGAUUGAAGAGAGAAAGGGUGAGACUCCAGGUUCUUCAAGAAGGCCAGACCUAAAGGGUGCUAAUUUGCUGAUGACAAGGGGAGUUCGGACAAAUCAAUCAAAGAGGAUUGGAAAUGUACCUGGGGUUGAAGUUGGUGACAUUUUUUUCUUCAGGAUGGAAUUGUGCCUCGUUGGUUUGCAUGCACCCAGUAUGGCAGGGAUAGAUUAUAUGAGUGUCAAACUUACAGGGGAAGAGGAACCUAUUGCGGUUAGUAUAGUGUCCUCUGGAGGGUAUGAUGAUGAAGGGGAUGACGGGGAUGUGCUAAUUUAUACUGGCCAGGGUGGAGUCCAGAGGAGGGAUGGCCAAAUGUUCGAUCAGAAACUUGAGAGGGGAAAUCUUGCUUUGGAAAAGAGUAUGCAUCGCGGCAAUGAGGUGAGAGUAAUUAGGGGUGUUGUAGAUGUUCAAAAUGGGGGGAGAGGAAAGAUCUAUAUGUAUGAUGGACUUUAUAGGAUCCGGGAAUCAUGGGCAGAGAAAAGCAAAUUGGGCAACUGCAGCAUUUUCAAGUACAAAUUGUUCAGAGUACCCGGGCAGCCUGAAGCAUAUACAUUGUGGAAAUCAGUUCAGCAAUGGAGAGAUGGAACGGCAACACGUGUUGGAGUUAUCCUGCCCGACCUAACAUCUGGUGCAGAGAGUCAACCUGUUUGUCUUGUAAAUGAUGUUGAUGACGAGAAGGGACCUGCUUAUUUCACAUAUAUCCCAAGUCUGAAAUACUCGAAACCUUUCAUGAAGUCUAAUAAUCCAUCUAUUGGCUGUCAAUGUGUUGGCGGAUGCCAACCUGGUGGUACUUGUCCUUGCAUUCAGAAAAAUGGAGGUUAUUUGCCUUUUAAUUCACUUGGAGUUCUUAUGAGUUACAAAACCUUGAUACAUGAGUGUGGUUCUGCCUGUUCAUCCCCUCUGAAUUGCAGAAAUCGGAUCACUCAAGCAGGUCCUAAAGCGCGUGUGGAAGUCUUCAAAACAAAAAAUAGAGGUUGGGGACUUAGGUCUUGGGAUCCGAUACGCGGAGGUGGCUUUAUUUGUGAAUAUGCUGGAGAAGUCAUUGAGGAAUCUAGGGUAGGUGAGUUCGGCAAUGAUGGCGAUGAUGAUUACAUAUUUGAUGCUACCCGCAUGUAUGAGCCAUUGGAAGCUGUCCGUGAUUAUAAUGACGAAUCCAAAAAGGUCCCCUAUCCCCUCGUAAUAAGUGCAAAAAAAGGUGGCAAUGUGGCUCGUUUUAUGAACCAUAGUUGUUCACCUAACGUUUUCUGGCAGCUUGUUGUACGUGAAAUGAACAAUGAGACAUACUACCACGUUGCCUUUUUUGCCAUUAGACAUAUUCCUCCCAUGCAAGAAUUGACUUUCGACUAUGGCAUGGUUCCACCAGACAAAGCAGAUCGUAGGAGGAAGAAAUGCUUAUGUGGGUCGUUGAACUGUAGAGGGUAUUUUUACUAGUCGUCAUGGUGACAGAAAUGGAGUUCACUAGUCAACAUCGUAUCAAGAUUGGCCUGUGUGGACAUGCCUCGUGUUCUGCUAUCCGUCCAAAAAAUGAGCCAUUUUUUGGAGCUUUUGUUCUCCUCAGUUUUUCCAGGGCCAGGGAUCUGACUCUUCAAUAUCCUUUUAAGCAAGGUUUGGUAGCAUGAUUUGGCAGAAAAGUUACCUUUGUUUUUUCCUUCCACCAUAAGGAAUCCUUCCUGUUUUCAACACCAAUAUUAAUCCAGUAGUUGUGGUAAUAAUGUAACCUGAUGAAUUUUCCAAUUGUUAAAGUUCCUUCUAAAUGAUAUCUUCCAUCCAUCCACUCCAAUCAUGGUGCAACUGUAAUCUGCUUAUCAUGUCAGAUUGAAGAGAUCUGAAAAGUUGUCUAUCAAUGUACCAUUAUCCGGCCAUUUAUGAUGAUUUCACCAUUUCCAACUUUGAUAUUAUCUAGUCUGAAAAUUGAUCCCGCAGAUCACUGAUUUGUCUCCGAACAGCCACACCAUAUGACAUUGGCUUUGUCCACCUUUUGUUCUCCAUAUUUGCAAGUGAUCACUCUUUUCCAUAACUAGCUAUCUUUUCCAAAAUUCAUUCUUUCAAUUUCAUUUGAAUAAGAGACUUUUAAAGUUUAAUCUAGAGUUUUAAUGUACAAACUACCAUCUGUUUUAGCUUUCAUCACUGUGCUCCAUUUUACCAAGUUCAUUUUUCUUCUGUCUGGGCUUCUGUGCCGUAGAAAAUUGCUUAUGCUUUUGUAUAACUUGACAUGAAGUAUGUAAGCAUUCCAUCCAUACAUAUUUCUCAACGAAGUUAAUCCCUCCAAAGGAAAGGUACUAUAUUCUCUAAGAUGUAGGUUUCUUUAAACUUUGCCGAAGUGAACUUUUGGAAAUUUUUCUCCUUGGUAUCCCAUUAUCUCUGCCAGUUCUUGUAUCUUUUUUUCAAUUAUCUGGAAAUAUGCUACUUUUUGGUGAUAUUAAUGUGUAGACCAGAAAUUUUAAGCAAAACAACUGUUCUUCCUUUCUCACCACAUAGCACCACUGUAUCAUCUGCGUAAAGAAUGUGAGAUAUUUCCACUUAGUUUCCUGCUUUUCCGUCAAUCGAACAUCCUUAUAAGCAUUUACUGAUAAUCUCCAUAACCAAAUAAAAUAAGAAAGGUGAUAAAGGAUCACUUUGCCUUAAUCCCCUUGUCGGGGUGACGAAACCUACUAUAGUGUCAUUGAUCAGAAACCUAUUUGUUUCAUUAUGUUUUAAGAGAAAAAACCAAUUUACAUGAUCAUAGACUUUUUCUAAGUCCAAUUUGCAAAACACAGCUCUUCUCCCUACAUGUCUAAACAUUCAUUUGCUGUCAAGGUAGCAUCCACAUUUCCUUUGCUGUCAAGAAAAGCCUUCUGAUUUCCAGAUAUCAAUUUAUCCAUCACCGUCUUUAGCUUCCCAUCCAACACUUGUAGGUUAUACUCCUUUAUUUCCACAGCUCUUUCUUUUUAGGAAUUAGUUAUAUUUUGAUCAGGGGGAAUUAGAAUUGUAUGUUUGCCAUUCAAGCUCUUUCUAGUCUUCCCUCGCUGUGAAAAACGUUAAUGCCUGCAUGAUAUCAUCCUUCAUAGUUCCCUAGAUGGCCAUUGUGAAGCCCUCAAGCCUAGGUGCUUUAUCUCCAUUACAACUUCUCUUUCCUCUUGGAAAAAUUGUCAUACCAUCCAUUCCAUUUCUUCUCUUGCUACUUCUGUUAAAAGACUAUCAUCUUUCCAGCUUGGUCUCCAUGCUUCGUUCUUCUUGAAAAGGUCUUCAUAGAAUUUCAAUAUGCCAGUUUCCUUCUAUUUCCAUUCUAUCUAGGUGAUUGCAUCUCAUGGGCAUUCACCUUUUUAUGAAAAAAUUUGGUAUUUUUAUUCCCUUGUUGAAGCAUUAAACUCGUUUUUGCCCUAUGAUGUUUCUUCAGCUUUUGCAUUUAUCUUUUGGCUCAUGUGAGAGAAUUUUCUUAACUGCCGAAUCAUUGUGGUUGUGGGAGUCACAUAUAAGGAAAGACAUCCGAAAAUUACCCUGUGCAACAGGGUAAAAGCAAUUUUUUUAUCUUGUAUACAUACAUCUUUCGAAUCCCCUUGAAAUAGAAAUAGCUUCUAGUUAGUGGCAAAAGUGGUUCAAAAAUACUAGAUGUGGCAUUUAUACAUUUUUUGGAUCCUGUUGUUAAAAUCUGGCUCAGCCACUGCUGAUAUCCCUACCAUUUUCACCUUACAUUCCCAGUUUCAUCUAUCCCACAUGACUUUGAUCCACGCCACUCCCACCUUGUGGGAACUAAGGUGGAAAUCAGAGAAGAAAAACUGGCAGGAAAAUAAAUCUGAAGAGAAG
This is a messenger RNA of Lycium barbarum (goji berry), 4757 nucleotides long. RefSeq names its product histone-lysine N-methyltransferase, H3 lysine-9 specific SUVH1-like. Gene Ontology annotation, molecular function: histone methyltransferase activity; protein binding; zinc ion binding. The transcript is spliced from 3 exons. The record is from RefSeq and is a predicted model, not a curated record. The coding region runs from base 258 to 2405 and encodes 715 amino acids. Gene Ontology annotation, cellular component: nucleus. NCBI's taxonomy places the organism in Eukaryota, Viridiplantae, Streptophyta, Magnoliopsida, Solanales, Solanaceae.